Penaeus monodon (black tiger shrimp) is the source of this 2009-nucleotide messenger RNA. RefSeq lists its product as uncharacterized. The transcript has 4 exons. The record is from RefSeq and is a predicted model, not a curated record. NCBI's taxonomy places the organism in Eukaryota, Metazoa, Arthropoda, Malacostraca, Decapoda, Penaeidae. The coding region runs from base 503 to 1630 and encodes 375 amino acids. Gene Ontology annotation, molecular function: amino acid transmembrane transporter activity. Gene Ontology annotation, biological process: amino acid transport.
GGCGACGGGAGAGCAUGGCCACUUCCACCCUUCGCUUCCAGGAAGGACCUCGACCCAUUUCUAACUCCUCACGACAGGACUGGUCGAGCUGCCCAAACUAUGACCUCCUCGGUCGUCCCACGGGCCUCCUCCACCCAGGAUUGUCUCGUAAAGAGACAAGCUGAUGAGCAGGGUCAUCCACAGGGAAACGAGUUCUGUGCCCAUAUAUCCUGAGUUGACAGUCCCGGAUUAUGCAAGUAACAGGUCCCAGCCAUCAGAUGGACACAUGGUCCUGCCAACUUCAUCCCAUGAUACGGCAUAGGGACUUCUACAAGACAUCAAGACGAGACUCUAAGGCAUCAUCAUGGCCUUGAAAACAGAUAGCUCAGUUCUGCUUAGGUACCGACAUCUCCGAAUGAUCUUGUUGAUCGAAUUCAUGGCUCCUGUUGCUAACCAAUUAGUCUACUGACUUCUUGAUCUGACAUCCCAGAGACAUGAACUAUGCAGCCAAGAUAAUGGCAACAUGUACACUUUGCCUGCAUGUAGUGGUGGUCCUAGUGGUGAUGUACAGAAGGCACCGUUGUUCGUAUGGAUCUCUGUGUUCUGUUGCAGCCACAGCCUCCUCGUGUUCCCCGUACAGUUACCAUCGAUUGGCCCUCCUCGACAUUCACGACAAGAACGGACUCUACAUUUUCUGAAGGAUGGCUUGCGUGUUCUGCCUCAGCGGGUUCUUCCCGGGAAGCCCAAGGCUUCACCGCUCACGUCCCCGGGCUCCGAGAGCGGCGUCAGCGGACUCAGCCACGACGCCCGCGACACCGCUCCACUGUUGGACAACCUCGAAACGUCGCCCAUCUCUCCCCUGCAUGCACCCCUCUCUCCGCCCUCGAAUCCCACUGCCCUGCAAACAGCGAGUGAGUGCUCAGCGCCGGAGGGCACUGCAUCCCAUGAACCUUCUCAAGUGGCUGACUCAGAGUCAGAGUCGGCUGCAUCAGGUUACGAAACGGAUACAGAAGUGGAGGACGACAUAGACGCCGCAGUAGCCGAGUACCAGGAAAAGCUGCGUGUAGCAACGCUGGACACCGGCGCGCCCAGCACGCCGAACCCCGCUUCAGCUCGGCGGGCGUGCUUGAUACUUGCAGUUCUGCUAUUAAAUAUUAUUGUGGAAUCCUUUGUGGCAGUGUACGGGUGGCGAGGCGGCGGCACUCACCCGUUCCUGGUAGCGACCUUGGCCGUCUGCAUGUUGGUCACUCUCCUGCUGGUGGUCUUGCUCACUCGCCUGCCCGUCCUCCGUCCCAGCCAAACCGUCGCCUUCCGAGUGCCGGCCACGCCGUGGCUCCCCGCAGCAGCUCUUUCCCUGAACUUCUUCUUGCUGGUGCAAGUGCUGAGCCACUCCUGGGUGGUCCUUCUCGUGUAUUUAUUAGCAGGUAUCUCGUGGUACUUCCUAUACGGGAUGCGCCACAGCACCCUUGCCACACAGGAAGUCGUGACCCAAAGAGUUCGCGCAAACGAGUUCAUCUGCCUGGAGCCCCUCGCGCCCCCUGCCCUGACCUCCACCCUUCUGCAGGCGUCCUCCGAGAGGCUGCCCGACCCCGCCCACCAUCACAGUUUCACCAGGUUAACGCAAGUCGAUACAGUACUCAUCACCAGGUGAAGAUCGCUCUGGCAAUAGAGUCUAUGGAAACUGUCAGCCCUUUGUAAGCAAUAAAGGAAUAUUUUUUAAAGAGGAAAUCCUUCGUGAAAUGAACUGUCUUUAAAAUAAACCCUUUUCUUCCAUAACUCUGUUUAGUGUCAAGUGCCAUAAUUGUCUCUAUAAUAUAUUAUUAAAACUUUAAGAAGGGAAACAGACUGGCGAGAUACAUAUUUCCAGAUUGGGAAACGUUUACAGCAGUGUCUUUCCAUGUGAUGAGAAUCAAAAGAUAUUACUUGAUGCAAUUAAUUUAAGGCUAAGUUGUAGGCCUGCCCAAGCAAUAAGUAGAAUUAUCCACAAGGUGAAGGCAAUAAAGUAAAAUAAAAUUAUGGACGACGAACAA